Drosophila mauritiana is the source of this 1044-nucleotide messenger RNA. RefSeq names its product antigen 5 like allergen Cul n 1. The record is from RefSeq and is a predicted model, not a curated record. NCBI's taxonomy places the organism in Eukaryota, Metazoa, Arthropoda, Insecta, Diptera, Drosophilidae. The annotation marks the transcript as partial. The transcript has 3 exons.
AUGUGGAGUUAUCCUUUCGUUGCAGCUGGGUUGCUGAUUUUAUUCGGUCUGAAUUUGGUCUUUUUGCUGGAAACCAACUAUUGCCUUUUAAAAAACUGUCCAGCGGAUACAAAAUUGCCACAUAUUGGCUGCAAUAACAGUGGGAGCUGGUCGCCAAAAUGCGGAAAAGAACCAAAAAUCAUUGACGUACCCAAGCAUAUAAAAAAGUUCAUUUUAAACUAUCACAACACAUAUCGCGAUAUUGUGGCCGGUGGUCAAAUGCACAGGCUACCCAUUGCAGCUCGUAUGCUCAAGUUGAAGUGGGACCACGAUUUGGCUCUUUUAGCUACAAUCUUGGUUAAGCGAUGCGAUCUCCAACCCACAGACCACUGUACAUCCACGGAAGAGUUCUCGUCCCCAAGCUACCAUGCCGUAUAUAACAAGUUCAAGGCAAAGGAGGAUACAUUCAGGAUAGUUCGAUCUCAGCUGAAUGCGUGGUAUGAUCAGUAUAAGCACGUUUCUGCAUCCAGUCUAAUUGAUGGAUUGUCCACGGCUAAGAAGGAGAUUGGGCACUUCCUAAGGAUGAUUGUGGGCCCCACUAACCGAUUGGGAUGUGCUAUAGCCAGUAUCGAAAAAGACGGAUGGACCCAUCAAUGGCUAGCCUGUCUAUACAGCUGUUCACCCCAGAAGAACACGCUUCUAUACGAGUAUUCCGGAAAACCGGCAGUAUACUGCACCACUGGGGUUAAUGGCAAAUUCCAAAAUCUAUGCAAUGACGCCGAACCUGUGAAAGAUUGCAUGCACUCUGAACUAUUCAACACAAUGACCGCCAACGACACUACAUCACUGAUCAGGGGCAUGUUGAAUAGACAAUCGCAACCCAGAACUUUUGGGUGGCUUUGGAAUUGGGGGAAAAAAAUUUGGGGCUGGGUGAAGAAUGCUUGGAAAACAAUUGUGGGUUGCGGUAAUGGUGGUGGUGGUGGUGGCGGUGGUGGUGGCGGUGGUGGUGGCGGUGGUGGUGGUGGUGGUGGUGGUGGUGGUGGUGAUGAUGGCGGUGGUGGUGGU